Molecule: messenger RNA, 1199 nt
Organism: Amaranthus tricolor (Joseph's coat)
Lineage: Eukaryota; Viridiplantae; Streptophyta; Magnoliopsida; Caryophyllales; Amaranthaceae
Product: GDSL esterase/lipase At3g62280-like
Exons: 4
Coding region: 4-1122 (372 amino acids)
Molecular function (GO): hydrolase activity, acting on ester bonds
Source: RefSeq, a predicted model, not a curated record
AAAAUGAGGUUCAAAAUGGGUAAAAUAUGGUGUUUAAUAACCAUUUUGACAAUCAUAUAUACACUUUCAAACUGUGUUCAUGCAAAAGGAACUCAAAUCAAGCCUCUAAUUAUCAAUUUGGGAGACUCCAAUUCAGAUACAGGAGGGGUUUUAUCCGGUGUUGGACUUCCCAUUGGCCUUCCUCAUGGCAUCACUUUCUUCCAUAGGGGCACAGGCAGGCUAGGUGAUGGUCGUCUAAUUAUCGACUUUUUCUGCGAGCACCUAAAGUUGGGCUACUUAAGUCCGUAUUUGGACUCAUUGUAUCCGAAUUUUACCAGUGGAGUUAACUUUGCAGUCUCGGGUGCAACUCUGCUGCCAAAGUUUGUUCCUUUUGCAUUAAGUGUUCAAACCCGCCAGUAUAUUCGAUUCAGAAACCGCUCUCUUGAGCUUGAAUCAAUUGGGAAUGCUCAGAAUUUGAUCACUGAAGACGGGUUCCUUAGUGCAGUUUAUAUGAUUGAUAUUGGACAAAAUGAUCUUCUGUUAUCUCUUUAUGCAUCAAACUUGACCUAUGCACCAGUUGCUGCAAAAAUCCCUUCCUUUAUUGAAGAAAUUAAAGUAGCUGUGCAGACACUGUAUCAAUAUGGUGCGAGGAAGUUCUGGAUCCACAAUACAGGGCCUUUAGGGUGCCAACCCAAAGAGCUUGCCCUGCAUCCACACAAUAGCAGUGACCUUGAUCGAGUUGGAUGCCUUCGUGUGCAUAAUCGAGUAGCAAAGACCUUCAAUAAGGGGCUUCGUGUGCUUUCGGAAGAUCUAAGAUUGGUGUACAAGGAUGCUCUUAUAGUGUAUGUGGAUGUAUAUUCUAUCAAGUACCGCCUGUCUGCCAAGCCUGAAAAUUAUGGUUUCAAGAACCCGUUUGCAGCUUGUUGUGGGCGAGGGGCUCCAUAUUUUUAUGACAGAAAUGCGACAUGUGGGCAGCCAGGAUCAAGCAUUUGCAGCAAUGUAUCAGAGUCAAUAGUUUGGGAUGGAGUUCAUUACACUGAUGCUGCUAACCGUGUUGUAGCAACAAACAUACUUUCUGGACAUUACUCUACUCCAAAACUUAAGCUUGAACAGUUAUGGGAUGAUUUCUUGACUGUAAAUUAGACUAAAUAACUAGAAGUUGCACUGAGCAGUAAAAGUAAAGUAUUUUCUUUGAUGAAUGGAAUAAUAAAUUUAUUGCA